AUGUCGUUAAACGAUGAUUUGGUUCAGCCUUCAAGUGACAGUUUUUGGGAGAUAGGAAAGUAUAUGCGAACAGUGAAACGAUGUGAUAACGGAUAUAAGUUAUGUGACCAACUCAAAGCUUUAGUAGAAUCAAGGAGUGAUAUAGAGAAAAGUUAUGCCAAAAAUCUAGCUCAGUGGUCCAAAAAAUGGAAUGACUUUCUGGAUAAAGGACCAGAAUAUGGUACAACCCAGGGAUCAUGGAGAAGUGUAUUAACAGAAGCUGAUAAUGUUUGUGAUAUUCACAAUGAAAUAGCUGAACGACUCAUGUCUGAAGUACAUCAAUCUAUUAAACAUUGGCAGAAAGAAAAUUACCAUAAAUCUAUGAUGCAUUUUAAAGAAACAAAAGAAUUAGAAGAUGGCUUCAGAAAGGCACAGAAACCAUGGGGUAAAAAGCUAGGUAAAGUAAUGGCAGCACGUAAAGAAUAUCAUACAGCAUGUAGAACCGAGAAGAGUACAGCUAAUCAGGAGAAUAAUGCUAGAGGAGAUGCUACUGUAUCACCAGACCAGUUAAAAAAAUUACAAGAAAAAUUACGCAAACUUACAAAUGAUGUUGAGGCUACACGAGAAAAAUACCAAGCUGCUGUUAAUGAUUUAAAUAGUUAUAAUGCUAAAUAUAUAGAAGAUACCACAGAGGUUUUUGAAAAAGCUCAAGAAUUUGAAAGAAAAAGAAUAGAAUUUAUAAAGAAAACAGCGUUUCAAAUCCACAAUUGUUUAGACAUCAGUAAUGAUGCCAGAUUCAAAAAAGUAUACACCGAUUUAUAUUCAGCAAUAGGUAAUAAUGACGCUGAUAAAGAUUUAAAAUGGUGGUCUGCAAAUAAUGGUGCUGAUAUGCCUAUGGCAUGGCCCACAUUUGAGGAAUAUUCUCCAGACCUGCAAUCUAUCUCAAAACGAGCUAAAUCUCAGAUAGUAACAGGAGAUGGUAUUACAAUAACUAGUAUUAGACAUCAGCGUGACAGCAGCUAUGAUAGUACAGGAGGAGGCAGAAACAGUAAGUCCUAUGAUCAACAACACAGUCAGGAAGCUCAACCAACACCCUCAACUUACACUAGUAGUUCAUCAACGCAUUACACAGAUAUAUGCAAUUAUUUCCAUUCUUCUUACAGUGAAGAAGCUGCUGGUAAUCCAUUUGGUGAUGAUUUUGAUGAACAAGAAGCAGAAGAUGAACCACCAGUGUCAGGUUGGACAGUAGAAGCUAUGUAUGCCUACGAAGCUACUGAAGAUGAUGAACUAAGUUUUGAUGUUGGUGAAGUAUUUUUACAAGUUGAAGCUAAGGAUGAAAUGGGAUGGUGUAAAGGUCGAUUAUCAAAUGGAAAAGAAGGAUUUUUCCCUGCCAAUUACGUUCAGCGCAAAUAAUAAUAAUAAUAAUAAUAAUGAACUUUGUGUAUUGCUCCAUCUCUAGAUAUAAUAUAGACAAAUACAAAUUAUAGAUCAUAUUAUUAUUAUCAAUUUAAUGUUUCAUACUUUCUAGAUCAUUUAUAUAUCUACAUAUUGGACCACACAAACACAUUUAGCAAGUUUAAAUUCUCUGAAAAAAGAAAAUGGAUUUCUUUGCUCAAGAGUUACUAAAAGUAGUUGUUGCUGAUUUGUUUUUUGGUCGAAAUAUAGUUAAAACCUUAUGGCUUUAAUGGUAAAUUGAUUUAAAUUCUGGCAUGUUUCCAUAAAACAAUCCUUUGGCCAAUUUUAGAGUGAAAUUUAUGCUAAAUAACUGGGUUGAAAAAAGAUCUUGGAUUGGAAAUGGACUAUUUUUAUGUCUACUUCACCAGUUUUCUUGACUUUUAAGCUUUUACUACUAGUAACAUUAUGUUAGUUUAAGUAUUUCUAGAAUAAAAAGAGCUAGAUGUUAUGUGUGAUCUGAUAAUGUACAAACUAAAUAAUGAUCUAUUCCAAUAACUAAUGGUGAUAGGGAUGUAUAUUAAUUAUAUUGUUAUAUAUUAGAACACAUAGAGGGUUACGUGCAAAUUCCUAAUUCUAGGUUUUUACGCAAUAUUUGUACACAUCAUUUAUCUAUUCUUGUCUCCCUAAUGCCAUUCCUGAAUUCCAAUGUGGAUUUUUUUUAGAGCUUUAGACAUUUGAAAAAGAAAUUUUCAGUAAAAUCAAAGUUCAGACUGAAUUUGUCCAAUCUUUUGGCAUUUUGGAUCAUUAUGGGAUUAGUUUCUUUUUUUUUUCAUUUUAUAUAUUUGUUUUAUCAUAUAGCUCUUCCAUUGAACAAAUUUUGUUGUGUUAAUUUUUUGUCAAAAAGAUUGUUUUUGUUAGUGAACUUUUGACUUUGUUAAACCAUGAGCCUGUUGGGCACUGCAUGCAGGUAUUAAAAACCGCAUUGAGGCAUGAACAAACAGUAUUAUUUGAAAGAAAAGUGCUUAUUUUUGCUGGAAGGAAAUGUCUUCUGUAAUACCUUGGUCUUCAGGGCAUGUUUCAGACCUAAAUAAAGCAAGUGAAGAAAAAAUUUUAAUUUUUAAACUGGCCGCCUUUUUGUCAAUUUCAUCAUUAAACAGUUGAUUAUUCUGUAAGGGUGUUUCUUCAAAAGCUGCAAUCAAGGCAUUUCCAUUAAUUAUGACACUUUCUCACCAAUUAACAAAUAUGUGCAAACAUUUUGUGACUAAAGGCUCAUGGUAAAAGCUUGUAAAUUGCUUUGAAAUUAUUAUUAAGUUAUUUUGUUGUUCUUAAAGAACUUAUGAAGCAAUACAUUUAGCUUUUUUGUAUUAAGUUGUUUGCUUUUGUAUCAAAAUUCUUGUGUAUUUUGAUAAUCAGAUGAAUUAGCAUUUUGGGUUGUUUUGGGACGAGAUACUGUGUUAAAGGGACAAAUAGGCCAUUUGUUUGACCAAUCAUACUUUAGUCUCAGAAACUGGAAUUUUUUAGCUGAUCUAAUCAGUAAUAGUAUUCACAGGUCACAGUCAAAAUUUGAGCCUUCAGAUCCAUGUUUGUCCAGAAUUAUCUGUGUUGGGGUUUUAAAGUGAAGGCUCAUCAUUUUAAGAUACUCUUUGAUAUAUAAAGAAAAGACAUAUAUAUAGAAAUAGUGAUUAAAAUUCCUAAUUUGAAGUAUUUUGAAAGGGAAGACUAUUUACAUGUACAUAUAUUCAAGACUAAAAUCAACCCUUCAAAAUGGCACAUCUGUCUCUUUAAAUUGGUUGAAUGGUAUCGGAUUGUAGAAACAGUUAAAAAUAGAAGCAACAAAUACACAAUGUACGGAUCUGGGGACAUGAUUGACUUCUAUUUUCCAUUGCAACAACAAUCCUGCCACAUAUAUACAGUAACUUGUCUCGUCUAUUCCCAUCUUUAAUCUGAUUAAGAGGCCAGUAAAUAUCACUUAUUUUGAUAGCAUAGAACAGCCGUAUUUUAGUAUUAACUCAAAUUUGCUGUUAAGCAUAACAAACAGUCUAACUUUUGAUGCAGCCUUGAAAAUUUAAAGAGUUGCGAAAGAGAUUUUGUAGGUUUUGUAUGUAUUGUUCCCUAGUCACUUGUGUAAAUGUUUUGAGAUUACACUUAAGUUAGACAGGAAUAGGUAUGAUGCGAAAAAGGGCUAGAAAACCCCCAUUCAAUCUCUUAAAUCAUUGCUGUCAAAAGUUAUGUAAAAAUGUGUAAAAGCCACUUAACUUAGAAGUAAUUUGU
Messenger RNA from Lottia gigantea (owl limpet), 3645 nucleotides. RefSeq lists its product as hypothetical. Gene Ontology annotation, cellular component: plasma membrane; cytoplasm; endosome. The record is from RefSeq and is a predicted model, not a curated record. Bases 1 to 1392 code for a protein of 463 amino acids. NCBI's taxonomy places the organism in Eukaryota, Metazoa, Mollusca, Gastropoda, Lottiidae. Gene Ontology annotation, biological process: cytoskeleton organization; regulation of endocytosis; plasma membrane tubulation. The transcript is spliced from 9 exons. Gene Ontology annotation, molecular function: phospholipid binding; protein binding.